AUGCCCGACGAGGACCCAGAGGUGACCGAGUGCUGUCCCGAGUCCUGCCAAACCCGCACCACGCAGCCACCGGUCAGCGUCAUAAAUCACGCCAUGAUCGGCUGUCUGCUGAGGCGCGCCACAGCUGCGAAGACUGCAGAACCCCCGUGUCAAUACUGGCUUCAGGGACGCAGCCAGCCACAACCACUGCACCCAUCCCAGUCAAUACAGCCAGUGAGCAGGCACCUGUCCUCCCACACGUCCCUGUCCACCGGGGCGGAUGUGCAGCGCGACCACGCACCAACAACAUGGCUGAUUAUUGGGUAA
This is a messenger RNA of Knipowitschia caucasica, 306 nucleotides long. The record is from the annotation of a GenBank genome assembly. NCBI's taxonomy places the organism in Eukaryota, Metazoa, Chordata, Actinopteri, Gobiiformes, Gobiidae.